Molecule: messenger RNA, 2495 nt
Organism: Punctularia strigosozonata HHB-11173 SS5
Lineage: Eukaryota; Fungi; Basidiomycota; Agaricomycetes; Corticiales; Punctulariaceae
Exons: 16
Coding region: 1-2466 (821 amino acids)
Molecular function (GO): lipid binding
Source: RefSeq, a predicted model, not a curated record
AUGUCUCUCCCCCCCGCGACGAAAGAGAUCUCGGACCACCCCGCGAAGAACACCGUCACCGAGCCCGUCAACCGCCGCCAGAAGGAGGAAGAUGUCAAGCGCAAGUUGAAGCUCUACGGCGUGGUCCAAGCCCUGCGCGACGGCCGCAUGCCGUCCAACACCCAAAUCGACGCCGCGCUCAAACACCUGCUCGCGAGCGAACCUGUGGACGUUGACGCUCUCAGCGUGGACGGCAAGAAGCUGAUCGCCGAUGCGCGCGACAUCAUCGAGACCGCGCGCCUGCUCGUCUCCGACAAGAACGCGGACGAGCUCUUGCAGAACUUUAUCUGGCACACGCGCGACGUCGACUACGACCGCGUCAAGAAGGACCCGACGGAGAACGUCGACAAGGACGCGCUGCAGGAGAAGAACAAGCAGGCGCCGCAGCACCUCCGCACGCUGCUCUCGCUCGUGCUCACCAACUCGGAGGCGCGCAAGCUCCUGAGCGACUUUGCGCUCAUCGGCCGCGACCUGCUCGCCAAGGGCGCUAUCAAGGCGGCGGAGCAGAUCAGGCCGGACGAGGAGCGGCUGAGGCGCGUCGACGAGCCGGCGCCGGAGAACGAGUUCGUGUCGAAGGACGGAGAAAGGCUCGGCCCGCACGACGGGACGCCGGUGCCGCAGGUACGGGUGCCUGGCACGGGCGUCACGGUCGAGCAGCAUCCGAAGGAGAAGUUGGGGGACGGCGCCACGAUCAAGACGGGAGAUGGGGACGCGGUGAGCGGGGCGGAGGCAAAGGGGAAGGUGAGGCAGAAGGCGGGCGAGACGAAGGAGGAGGCGAGGGCGAACGCCGACGAGGUCGCGCAGACGACGAACGGCGUGCCGCAGACGGAGGAUGAAGCCGAGGCCGGGAAGAAGACGCUCAAGAGCAGACUGUUUGGGUUCAAGGACGCUGUGUCGAGCAAGGUUCCCGACGAACACAAGGAGAAGGUCCGCGAGCAUCGCGACCGCGCCAGGGAGUUCUUCACGGAAGAGUAUUUCCCCGAGGAGAGGCGCGAUCAGUUCAUCUUCCGAUUGAAGAAGGUGGUUAUCGAGUGUCAGAAACACAAGGACUACCAGGAGUCGAUCCGGUGGUUGAUCGGCUAUGUGGAAGACUACGCGAACCAUGGGAUCGGCGUCGCCAAGACCGGCAAGGAAUCUACUGGACAGUUGAAGGAGGACGGGUCGCUUCAGCAGGCCACUACUGAGCUCCGCACGCUCUUGGAGCGGUUCGCGAACAACCAGAAGAUGACCCCGAUCUUCGAUGCUGUCAAUGCGCUCGUUCAGGACUCGAAGAACGACGAAGAGCUCAAGGGGUGGUUCAAGCGCGUCGAUGCGUACUUGCGUAAGGUACUGCUGGAAGCCGGCUACGUCAUUCAGCAGGAGUCCACGGACGACGCGAACGCGUUGAAGGAAGACGGGCGCCGGUUCUACGACGACAAGUACAAGCAGCACUUUGACCACUUGUUCAGGAACAUUGGUGACUUCUUCAAGGCGAUGGGCGAUGAUCCCCUGAACAAGAGGUUCGGGCAAGACUGGGCGAGCCUGACGAAGGAUCUGCUUUUCGACAGCGACGGCAGCCUGAAGUUCAAACCGCACUUGUGGCGCGAUAUCCGUACCGUUAUCGCUCCGGCCCUCGUGGAUCAGGUCGGCUACAUCCCCAUCCCGCGCGUGGAGUAUACGGACGCGCAGUUCGAUAUGAUCAUCGAGAACUUGACCCUUUCGGGCCGCAAUCUGCUCCCAAACAUCAUUGCCAUAGAGACGGAUAAUUUCCUCAAGUUUAGCCCGUACGAGAAGAUCAAGGAUGAGCAUCAUCACGAGCUCACCAUCACACUUGCUCAAAUCCAGGCCGACAUGCGCGAUGUCGCCUUCUGGUUCCGCAAGAAGAGCGGGUUCCCCAAGCUCCAAGACUCUGGUCUGGCCGAUGUCCUCCUCGGUGGCGAAGGCUUGACCGUGACCGUCCACCUCGUCUCCGCUGACAAGGACCCGAGCUCGGUGUUCAAGGUCAAGAACGUCGCCGUCAAGGUCGACACCUUGAAGUUCUCGAUCCGCGACUCGAAGCACGAUUUGCUGUACAAGACGCUCAGGCCGCUCGCGACCGGGUUGGUGAAGAAACAGAUACAGAAGGCGAUCGCGGACGCCAUCACGACCGGGCUGGAGUACGUCGACGGGCAGCUCGUCGGCGUGCGUGACCGCAUGAGCGAGGCGAAGGCCUCUGACGGCACUAGUCGCAGGGAGGUCCUCAAGCAGAUGUUCCAGGAUAAGAAGCAGACCGCCAAAGCGGAAGCUCACAAGGAGAAGGGCUCCAAAUUCCAGGUCGUAUCCAAGCGCGAUUCGGUGCUUCUUCCAAACCAGGGAUCCCCUGCCGGAUGGAUCAACCGCGUGCAGGAGCGAGAGGAGGCCGCGUCGAGCGGCAAAGACUGGCGUUCGGACGCGUUUGAUGUUCUGUGAAUCCAACGAUGAAUCCGUGUUGCGAGUGU